GUCUCUGGGCCGGCGGACCCGCGGGCAGGCACUGCCGGGCUGGACGACCUCGACCCGGCUCCCGGCGAAGCGCCGCGGAGGAGCUGCCCGGCGCGCGGAGCCCGGGCACGGGCGAGCCCCUGCAACCUUCCCCUCGGCGCUGGGCCGGCGCAGAGCUGGAGCAUCCGCGGGGGCCCGGGCACGGCGGACCGACGGCCGGCUGCCCCGCGCCCCGUGCCCCGCGCCCAGCGGCAGGGGCGGCGGCGACAUGGCCGCGCGUGUCGGCCUCUUGCUGCGCGCCCUGCCGCUGCUGCUGUGGGGCGGCCUGGACGCCCAGCUCGCCCAGCGCGUAGGCCAGGAGCUGCGCAGGGAGGCGGAGGCAUUCCUGGAAAAGUACGGAUAUCUCAGUGAACCCGCCCCCAGUAGUCCCGCCUCCACGCGAUUCAGCAAUGCCAUCAGGGAGUUCCAGUGGGUGUCCCAGCUGCCCAUGAGCGGGAUGCUGGACCCCGCCACGCUGCACCAGAUGAUGCAGCCCCGCUGUGGGGUGGCAGAUACCGAUAGCCAGGUGGCCUGGACCAAGAGAGUCAGUGCCGUAUUUACUGGACGUCGGGCCAAAAUGAGGCGUAAGAAACGCUUUGCCAGGCAAGGCAACAAAUGGUACAAGCGGCAUCUCUCCUACCGCCUGGUGAACUGGCCCCAGCACCUGCCUGAACCGGCAGUUCGGGGGGCCGUGCGCGCCGCCUUCCAGCUGUGGAGCAACGUCUCAGCGCUGGAGUUCUGGGAGGCCCCGGCCACAGGCCCCGCUGACAUCCGCCUCACCUUCUUCCAAGGGGACCACAACGACGGGCUGAGCAACGCCUUCGAUGGCCCAGGCGGCGCCCUGGCGCACGCCUUCCUCCCCCGCCGCGGCGAAGCGCACUUCGACCGCGACGAGCGCUGGUCCCUGAGCCGCCGCCGCGGGCGCAACCUGUUCGUGGUGCUGGCGCAUGAGAUCGGCCACACGCUCGGCCUGACCCACUCGGCCGCGCCGCGCGCGCUCAUGGCGCCCUACUACAAGAGGCUGGGCCGCGACGCGCUGCUCAGCUGGGACGACGUGCUGGCCGUGCAGAGCCUGUAUGGGAAGCCCCAGGGCGGCUCAGUGGCCAUCCAGCUCCCGGGAAAGCUGUUCACGGACUUUGAGGCCUGGGACCCCCACAGACUCCAAGGAAGGCGCCCCGAAACCCGAGGUCCUAAAUAUUGCCACUCCUCCUUCGAUGCAAUCACUGUAGAUGGGCAACAUCGACUGUACAUAUUUCAAGGCAACCAGUUCUGGGAGGUGACAGCUGAUGGCAACGUCUCAGAGCCCCACCCACUACAGAAAAGGUGGGCAGGGCUGCCCCCCCAUAUUGAGGCUGCCGCGGUGUCAUUGGAGGAUGGAGACUUCUACUUCUUCAAAGGGAGUCGGUGCUGGAGGUUCCAGGGCCCCAAGCCAGUGUGGGGCUCCCCACAGCUGUGCCGGGCCGGGGGCCUGCCCCCCCACCCGGAUGCUGCCCUCUUCUUCCCUCCUCUGAGACGCCUCAUCCUCUUCAAGGGCUCCCGCUACUACGUGCUGGCCCGAGGGGGGCUGCAGGUGGAGCCCUACUACCCCCGAGGCCUGCAGGACUGGGGCGGUGUCCCUGAGGAGGUCAGCGGCGCCCUGCCCAGGCCCGACGGCUCCAUCAUCUUCUUCAGAGACGACCGCUACUGGCGCCUCGACCAGGCCAAACUUCGAGCAAUGGCCUCGGGCCGCUGGGCCACAGAGCUGCCCUGGAUGGGCUGCUGGCAUGCCAACUCGGGGGGCACCCUGUUCUGAAGAUGCCCCCACCUCUUAGGGAAUUGCUGGCGCUCUCAUGGCCAACGUGUAUCCCCAGCCCCAAGGGCAGACCCCGUCUGGAAGCCUCUGAGCCUCCCUGCAGAAGUCCGGGCAGGAAAGUUCAUCUGCAUUUGUUCCCUGGAGAAUGUCCUUGUGCUGUCAAGACAUUGAUCUUUGUGGGAUCAAUUCAACGAGAAGCCGAAAAGGAUCCCAGACCCCACGGCCCUUUCCCCAAAGACUCAUUCCUCCCCAGGCCUUGGGGAUUUUGUUUCUUCCCCUAAAGGUGCAGUUCCUGUCCAUGAGGCCACAGCACUGGGCAACCAGGAAGGAUGCAAAACUCAAUGGAGAAGUUGGGACCACUUUGCAAGACUGUCCCUUCUCCUCAGGACCUCCUGGCUCAGUCCUUGGAGAAUUGUGUCUUAUUUAAUCAGAGGCCCCACCCCCAGGAAGACUGGAUGGAUUGGGUACAAGGGUCUCCAACCUCAGGGGUGUCAGGACCCUGAACAAGAAGGAGACCGAUGCAGGCCUGCUGGGCCCCGUUUCUUUCAGGGGUUGGGGGGAAGGCUGGAAUAAAGAGGUGCUCCCAGCUGGUGGGCCUGGAGGGGGGAAGCAGCCUUCCUUGGACACGUUUCCAGUGAGAGCAGGUGGGUAUGGAUGCCAGGGAGGCCGCAGCCAUGUUCUUCCGGUCAAAGCCGGGACCAGUGAGCUGUGCGUGUGUGUAGUUGUGAUGGGGAGAGGGGCCCUGCCUCUCUCCUCAAAAAUCAAAAUAUCCUUCAUCCACCUCAUCCCUCAGGCCAGAUGAAGGACCCUGUGUGGCAGGGGGAGGACAGAAGCCUCUCUGGAGGUCUGCACUGCUGCAGUCGCUGGGGGCUCUGCAGGCCGGGAGAGCUUCGUGCUCACAAUGGCCCCAUUCUCCUGGCCACACACGAAGCAUUCCAGGAGCUCCCGCUGGCCGGCCAAGAAUAGCUGGGAUUCCUGGAGAAGGCCCCAGCUCCCCGACCUCCCUGUCUUCUGUCUCAGCGGCUUCUGGGGCUGGUUCUAUAGUCCUGCCCCCUCCACACCUGCCAGUGCCUCCUCUGCACACACACUAACCUCAGCCAGACCGGGCUUCCCGCGGGAGGGGAGGAAGGUCCGGCCAGCUUCAGCCCUCAGCUGCCAGUGGGCAUUCCUGGCCCGGCAGCUUCAUUUUCUUCUCUGCGCGGUGGGGAGAAUGGCCUUUGACUGCCCUUGGCUGCAAGUACUUUGUUCCGCCCCGUCCGGGGGGAGUUGCAGGGAGGAGGCUCUCCGCCUGCCCUUUUCCCUCUGGCUUGAACCCGGGGGAAGGGGAGGAGGGUUGAUCUUUAUCCCACGCCACACCUCAAGGCACUGACACUUUGAUUAGGGGCUUUAUUGAGUGAUUUGAGGAAAGGGGCAAGUUUCCCAGAGGGGUUAUUCUCUCUAGGCGACGCCUCUGCUCACCGGGCCCGAAGGACGUGAAAUACCCCCGAGAUGAGCGUGAGGCUGUACCAGGGGGCGCGAGUCAGGUGGGCGGCGGGCACUGCGUGCUGACCCGGGCGCGGGGGCCCUCGGGAGGCGCUGUUGGAGGAAUGGAGCUCCAGGUGAUGUUGGGCUCCGCACUGAUGACAGGUGGGGCCGGUCAUCAGCGGUGGGCCUGCUGGGCUGCUCGGAGGGGGGCGCUCCGGGAAGGCGGCUCUCAGGCACGUGCUGGAGAGCGCUCCGCGUCUGGGGAGAGGAGAGGGUGGCGGGGAAUCUGGAGUCAGGCGAGGAUGGAGGGCCACAGAGGCCGGGGACUGGGGGGCGCUCAAAGGCCCACGGCAGCCCCCGCGCCUCCAGAAGCCCGCGCCUCCCGCAGAUCCGGGUGCUCCAGAACGCAGUGCGCCACGUAGUUCGGCGAGCUGUGCAGGUUCCUGCACUUCUUGCAGAAAAGGAUCUCACAGCGCGCGCAGCCCCCGCCGCGCAGCCGCCGCCGCCGCGUCUCCAGCACGCACGGCUCCUCCGGGGGGAUCCGCUUCCUGCGGGCGGGGGCCGGGGCGCUCAGGGCACCGCGCCGCCUGCUCCCGCCCGGGGCCCUGGCGCCCGUGCAUCCCGCCCCCGCCGAGCGGCGCGCCCUCACCUGUUGGCUGGAGCGGCCAGGCCGCCGAGCAGUGCGAAGGGGCUGAACCAGCCCCAGAAGCCGCUGUCCGCGCGCCGCAGCAGCGCCACCUGCUGGGUGCUGGACUCCUGGCGCAACGGAUAGUAAGACACGGAGUCCCGCUCCCGGCCCUCGCCGCCCUCCGCCUCCCCGCCCUCCGCCUCGCCCUCGGCCGCGCGCUCCUCCGGCGGCCUCUCCUCGUCCUCCUCCUCCUCGUCCUCCUCCGACCCCUCCUCCGCGGCCUCCGCCUCCGCCUCCGCCUCCGCCUCCCUGGUCCCGGGCUGCUCCAGCUCCUUCUUGCACAAGGGGGUCUUCACGCCUGCGGGGGCGGGGGGCGGGGAGGAGGUCAGUGAAGGGCCUGGGUACCCUGGUACCCUGACUGUUGCCCACAGCCCGACCGACCGCCCCCCCCCCCAAAAAAAUAGGCAGGCGUUCGAAGGACGGUGCGCACGAGAUGCCCGGAGCCAGCAGGAUUCCAAGAGAGGGUUACAGAGUGUGCAGGAUUUCCCGGGCAAAGGAGGGCCUGAUUUCCUAGGUCCCCGCACUUCCUAGCUGAAGACUCGGGGCAAGUCACAUCGCUUCUGUCACCUCCGUUUCCCUAUCUGUAAAAUGGGAAAAAGUAGUGUCUAUCUCAAGGGUUACUGUAAGGCAGGUAUCAGAUCGAGUGUGUUUGAAGCGCCUGGCUCAGGGGCGGCAGGAAGCCAUCAACAAACAGGUGCAAUGAGCCUUGCGAACCCGGAGGAGAUGGCGGUUCAUCGCCACCUUCCUUCUUAUUGGCUCCGGGGUGGGGACUGAUCUCUGUGCAGGCUGUCAAUAAACAUUAAGUGCACUGAUUGGAAUUUUAA
Messenger RNA from Eubalaena glacialis (North Atlantic right whale), 4786 nucleotides. It is a transcript of the gene MMP28, whose product is annotated as matrix metallopeptidase 28. Gene Ontology annotation, cellular component: extracellular matrix. The record is from RefSeq and is a predicted model, not a curated record. Gene Ontology annotation, molecular function: zinc ion binding; metalloendopeptidase activity. NCBI's taxonomy places the organism in Eukaryota, Metazoa, Chordata, Mammalia, Artiodactyla, Balaenidae. The coding region runs from base 248 to 1810 and encodes 520 amino acids. Gene Ontology annotation, biological process: proteolysis; extracellular matrix organization; collagen catabolic process. The transcript is spliced from 8 exons.